Xyrauchen texanus (razorback sucker) is the source of this 6063-nucleotide messenger RNA. RefSeq names its product 5'-nucleotidase, cytosolic IIb (gene nt5c2b). NCBI's taxonomy places the organism in Eukaryota, Metazoa, Chordata, Actinopteri, Cypriniformes, Catostomidae. The coding region runs from base 973 to 2097 and encodes 374 amino acids. The record is from RefSeq and is a predicted model, not a curated record. The transcript is spliced from 13 exons. Gene Ontology annotation, molecular function: 5'-nucleotidase activity.
AUUUGAACAAUUUAGCACUUUGAUCUGACUCUUGGCAGAGCAAACUGCUGGCAUAUUGUUUAUAAUGAAACUAUAUAUGAAUAUGUAUAUGUAUAUAAACUGGUUCUAUUGUGUUUAUUAAGUCUCUUUGAAAUUUAAUUGACGUGAUUGAUUCUAUUCAAAAUACAGGAUUGGUUUGAAUUUUAAAACCAUAAUUGUAGCAGUCUUUUAAAGAUGGCAAUUGAUGUUAAUUGCAUACAUUCGGUACCUGUUUUGAGUGAUUCAAUCACAAGUGGUCAGGCAAGACAGAUCACUAUUUACAUCUUAUAUUAACAUACUGUACAGUAUAUCUCAAAUGCUUCAUCAGAUUUUGAGGCGAGCAUCUCUUAUUUAAAGAACACAUCUCUCACUACAUCUAUGUGCAUGUUUAUAAAGCUCAAAAAGUUGGCAUACUGUUGACACCAAAUACACUUUCAAAUAUUUAUAUUACCGUAAAUGUGACGUUUUAGAGCAGAAUGCUCAUUGUUCAAGUAGAGUACAAGUUUGUGAUGUAUGUCACUGCAUGUUGAAGUCAAAAAAAGGUUUCUGCAUUUAUUUGUGUGCUCUUUUCCAAUUUUUUGUGAUCAGAUAACAAAACGUUUCGUACCCCAUUUAGACCUGUAUUAUGUGCUGAGUUGUGACGGAUCACUCGGUAAUGUAUGGAUGUUAAUACCAGAGUUAAUGGUACAAUUUGACAAAAAACUGCUUUAUUAAGUUUUGCUGGCUGACAUUUGGGAACUUUUUGCACUCUCUCUCUCUCUCUCUCUCUCUCUCUCUCUCUCUCUCUCUCUCUCUCUCUCUCUCUCUUUCUCCACACAGAAACAUACCUCUUAGCCUGCCUGGUUGACUUCUUCUCAAACUGUGACCGAUAUUCAAGGGGGAGAGAGCUUUCCUGUUUGGCUCGGACAACCUCAAACAAGCUGUGAAACAGGCUUUAAGGAUGGAGACCUCUUCAUGUCAUUCAAGAGCAUGUUUCAGGAUAUUCGAGAUGCUGUAGACUGGGUACACUUUAAGGGAACGCUGAAGGAGAAAACAGUAGAAAACCUGGAGAAGUAUGUUGUGAAAGAUGCAAAGUUGUCAUUGCUGUUGAGCCGUAUGAAUGAAGUCGCCAAAGUUUUCUUGGCCACCAACAGCGACUACAAAUACACAGAUAAAAUUAUGACAUACUUGUUUGACUUCCCCCAUGGUCCAAAGCAUGGCACUCCACACCGUCCAUGGCAGUCCUACUUUGACCUGAUUUUAGUGGAUGCUCGGAAGCCUUUAUUCUUUGGAGAGGGAACGGUCCUAAGACAGGUGGAUACGACCACGGGAAGACUGAAAAUAGGUACAUACACUGGACCUCUACAACAUGGCAUUGUCUACUCUGGAGGUUCCUCUGACAUUUUAUGUGACCUGCUCGGAGCAAAAGGGAAGGACAUUGUAUACAUUGGGGAUCAUAUUUUUGGGGAUAUCCUCAAGUCCAAGAAGCGACAGGGCUGGCGGACAUUCCUUGUGAUUCCUGAAUUGGCUCAGGAGCUGCAUGUGUGGACAGACAAGAGCUCUCUAUUCGAGGAACUACAGGGCUUGGACAUUUUCUUGGCAGAACUGUAUAAGCAUUUGGAUAGCAGCAGCAAUGAGAGGCCAGAUAUCAGUGCCAUCCAGAGAAGAAUGAAGAAAGUAACUCAUGACAUGGACAUGUGUUACGGGAUGAUGGGGAGUCUCUUCCGCAGUGGCUCUCGGCAGACUCUGUUUGCUUCUCAGGUGAUGCGUUAUGCUGACCUGUACGCUGCUUCAUUUAUCAACCUGCUCUACUACCCCUUCAGCUACCUGUUCAGAGCAGCACAUGUGCUGAUGCCCCAUGAGUCCACAGUGGAACACAGCCACGUGGAGACAGACACAGAAUCUCCUCUGGCCACACGUAACCGCCACUGCGUGAACUGCAAGGACACGGACUGCAAAAGAAACCAGCUCACACGCUCGAUCAGUGAAAUCAAACCACCCCACCUGUUUGCUCAACCACCACAGGAAAUCACACAUUGCCACGAUGAAGAUGAUGAUGAAGAGGAGGAGGAAGAGGAGGAGGAAGAGGAGGAAGAGUAGAUGUCGUUAGGCCCCUUCUAGGGUAAAGAUCCAUAGGGAGAUAAUGAUAGAGUGAUUAUGAUGAUGAUAUUGUGUGGUAUAGAUGAGGAAGAGUGGAUAUAUAAAGUAGAUCUUGGAUAAACAAGCUCAAGCUCAAACAGCUAUGUGGAUAGUACUAGAGUUUGGUUCACCCUGAACUGACUGUUUCUUUCUUUUAAAUGAAAAAAAGAAAGGAUCAAUGUUCAUUUGUUUUCAAGAAAUCAUUUUUAAGAAGUGAUUUUUGUAACGAUUGGGGUGGUAUCUGGAAUUGUUUUCAAUAUGGGUAGAAUCAUCAUUAAAUCAGCUCAAAUGUGAUAGACAUCCAAUGAAAACAGUGAAGGGAUAUAGUGCUUUACUGUGAGCUGGUGGUAAAAUGCAUACAUUUACAUUAGAUUGUCUUGUAUGCAUCAUACUGUGACACAAACACACAGAAAAUAAUCAAAGCCUAUGAGUAUGAGAGAAGAGCCGAUUGCAGUUGUUUGGUCCUUACACAAACUGUGCACAGCUUAUUAUAUUCAGAAUAUAAUGGUCCAGUAUUUUAUUUUAGUUAUAUUUUAUUUUUUAAAGAUCUGUUUAGACACUGACCUUUUAUUAUAACUUUGAUUUGCCAGUCAAUCCAGUCAGAUUAAUUUAGUUGCAGCUACCUCCUGCAAAACCUGUAUCCAAUAACUGUCCCUUAGAAAACUGUGUAUGUAAGCAGAGUGUCUGUGUUGAAGUCUGCAUGUGUUAUGAAUGUGAAUGAAGCACAGAGAAACUGAAGUACACGGUUCAGCAUGAUGUGAGAAAGGAAGAGCGCCAACACAAGAAUCCAGUUACUUGGCAACAGCAUGCAGCAACUUUCUGUUUUUUUAGGUUUGUUGUUACCCUGAUGUUUUUCCAUCUAUUAUUUUAAUGCAGAUAUAUUGGCUAGAUGUAAUGCUACAGAGUAGCUAUCAACAGAUGCUUCUUGUAUUACAAAGAAUUCCCCAAAUUAGUAUUCCUGAACACACACAGACACACAUUAUUUCAGGACCUUCCCUAAUUUUGGCAAAACCAGUAUAUGACGUACUGUAUUUUUAUACUGUUAAUAUACUGUAAGUUGGACACAAAGUCCACAUCACCUGUCAUUAAAGUGAUACUGUAAAACAGUAUUUAUGUAACAAACUAUAAAAAAAUUAAAUAUACAAUAAGUGACCUUGAUAUGCAAAAAACAAAUAGAUUUAUGGCCUGAGUAGUAGAUCUUUAAAGGAGCUUAUCAUUACACAUCAAUAAUAAAUAAGAAACUGAGAUCAGACACCGGUCAUUGUGAGGAUAACGUUAACAGCUGGGCAUUGUGAAACUGAAGUGAUAGGUUGAGAAUGUUGUUUCAUUGGUGAUUGUUUCUAUGGAAAUUAAUGCAGUCCUGGCAAAUGUUUGAAAUCUGUUGAUGGUUUACUCCCAUGUGGACCAAUACCGUGUAGAGAAAUUGUGUUAUUUUUAGUUGAAAGGGUUUAGACCCUUUUUGACGUGUAACCGAACAGCAAGAUUGUGGAAGCCAGUGAGUUUGUAAAAUAUAUAAUUAGGAAGGAAGAGGUGGGAAGUGUUCAGAGUGAAUGAAACAGGUAGAACAUUAGGAAUAUCUGUGUGGAUAAUAUAUGCAUUACUCAAAAUAAUAGUAUGUAGGAUUUGAUUGAAUUAAGAUACACAAUCCAUAUUGCAACAUGUAUCACUCAUAUGCAUAUUGUAAGUGUAUAUUGUUAACAUUUUAGAGAACAUAAUUUUUCAUAGAUAUGAAAGUCGAUUUUUAAAAAGGGAAGACCAAGUAUGAAUGAUGUGAAACCUUGAUCUAAUAUAAAGGUUUGUGGUGAGGCAAAAAAUAGUUUUCUAGGUUUUAAAGGUCUCCAAGGGUUUCCAAGAAACCAGUAAAAAAGGUUUAGAUAGAGAUUUUUUUAAAGGAUAUUUUGUAUGUGUAAACUUUAGUUUAUAGUUUGAUAGAAACUGGACAUCCUAAGAUGGGGCAGCUCUUACAAUAUAUGCUUGUUCUUGGUCCCGGUCUUAUAGAGACCACAGUAUGAAGUGAAUUGUCAAGGUUGUACAUGAACUGGUUAAAAAGAUCCAACAUCUCCCUUAUAUUUGUGUUUAUUAGCUUUUUACAUAGAAUUCUUUAUGGUGUAUAUAUAGAUACACUGGCAGCCAAAAGUUUGGAAUAAUGUAUAGAUUUUGAUCUUAUGGAAAGAAAUUGGUACUUUUAUUCACUGAGCACAAUGUAUAGUCAGGACAAUAACGUGAAAAAUUACUAUUACAAUUUGAAAAAAAAACUUCUUAAACUAAGUUCAGUUCAAAGUGUUCUUUCUCAUCAAAGAAUCUUCCAUGUGCAGCAGUGACAGCUUUGCAGAUCCUUUGCAUUCUAGCUGUCAGUUUGUCCAGAUACUCAGGUGACAUUUCACCCCACACUUCCUGUAGCACUUGCCAUAGAUGUGGCUGUCUUGUCGGGCACUUCUUACGCACCUUACAGUCUAGCUGAUCCCAGAAAAGCUCAGUGGGGUUAAGAUACAUAACACUCUUUUCCAACUAUCUGUUGUCCAACGUCUGUGCUCUAACCUUUUCUUUUUGUUUUUCUGUUUCAAAUGUGGCUUAUUCUUUGCAAUUCUUCCCAUAAGGCCUCUGUACCCCUGAGUCUUCUCUUUACUGUUGUACAUGAAACUGGUGUUGAGCGGGUAGAAUUCAAUGAAGCUGUCAGAUGAGGACAUGUGAGGCAUCUAUUUCUCAAACUAGAGACUCUGAUGUACUUAUCCUCUUGUUUAGUUGUACAUCUGGCCUUCCACAUCUCUUUCUGUCCUUAUUAAAGUAAAUUUCAAGCAUUGUAUAGUGUUCAUUCCUCAAAACAAUGAUUGACUGACAAGUUUCUGGAGAGACCCAUUUCUUGUUUUGCCAUUUUUGACCUAAUAUUGUCCUUAAGACAUGCCAGUAUAUUGCAUACUGUGGCUACUCAAAAACAAACACAAAGACAAUGUUAAGCUUUAUUUAACCAACCAUAUAGCUUUCAGCAGUAUUUUAUAUAAUGGCAAGUGAUUUUCUAGUAUCAAAUUAGCUUGGUUACUCAAGGAUAAGGUGUUGGAGUAAUGGCUGCUGGAAAUGAGGCCUGUCUAGAUUGUAUCAAAAAAUACUUUUUUCAAAUAGUGAUGGUGCUGUUUUUUAUAUCAGUAAACUGUGAUCAGUUGAAUACCACUUUGGUGAAUUAAAGUACCAAUUUCCUUCCGAAACAGCAAAAUCUGUACAUUAUUCCAAACUUUAGUAGCUCCCUGGGCUAGUUUACACAGGUGUUGGCAAUUGUUCUUUUUAGUCUGAUUGUCUAUGCAAGGGAAACUGGCCAGUGAUCACACAAAGGAUUUGAACCAUAGAAAAGCAUUGAGUUUGAACAGUAUUCGUCCAGAAGGCAUUGUUUCACAAGAGCAGAAUAAACUGCUGAAGUGAUUGGUUUUAUUCAGCAAAGAGUGAGUUAGCCAUCAUCCCUCCUUAAUGGGUGAAGAUCUAAUCCCUUCAGUCAUAGGUGCAGUAGCAUUGCACGUGCAUACGUCUCUAUUUGAACCAUUUUUUUGUAUUACUAUAUUUUGCCAUAGUUCAGUUAUAUGUGUUAAACCUGCCAAUAACGUAUACUAAUAAACAUUUGUUUUCUAUUUUUUACCUUUUUUCUAAUUUCUGGGGGGGGGGUAAAAAAUAGUUUUUCAUUAGCUUUCAGAUUAGCAAAGGAACAAUGUGUAAAUCUGUGCUGUCUAUAAAGAUAAUUAAGAGCAAAAUAGCCACGGCAUUUAUUAAUCCCUCAUUCUUUGUUGUUUUGUUGUUGUUUGCUUGUUUGUUUAGGGCGUGUGAUUUCAUGUCUCCAAAAUUCAUGUUUGCUUCCUGAAAUAUGAUUUUAUGAUUUACAGAGUUCUAAACUUAUACUGUACGUAUUGGAAAUUACAUUAAAUAAAGAUAAUUUUACAUAAUAAA